Molecule: messenger RNA, 556 nt
Organism: Rattus norvegicus (Norway rat)
Lineage: Eukaryota; Metazoa; Chordata; Mammalia; Rodentia; Muridae
Source: RefSeq, a predicted model, not a curated record
GUGCAUCGCGGUGAUCGCCAAGGAGAAUUACCCUCUGUACAUCCGAAGCACUCCCACAGAGAACGAACUCAAGUUCCACUACAUGGUGCACACGUCUCUGGACGUGGUGGAUGAGAAGAUCUCUGCGAAGGGGAAAGCACUGGUGGACCAGAGAGAGCUGUACCUGGGCCUGCUCUACCCAACCGAGGACUACAAGGUAUACGGCUAUGUGACCAAUUCCAAGGUGAAAUUUGUCAUGGUGGUGGAUUCCUCCAAUACGGCCCUGCGGGACAAUGAGAUCCGCAGUAUGUUCCGGAAGCUGCAUAACUCCUACACAGAUGUGAUGUGCAACCCCUUCUACAACCCAGGAGACCGAAUCCAGUCUAGGGCCUUUGAUACCAUGGUAACUUCGAUGAUGGCCCAGGUGUGCUGACCUCUGCCCCAGCCAUCCGGAAGAGAAGCCGGUGUUCACCCCAGCUGGAUGAUACUUAUUUAUUCCCUUUCUGCUCCCUGAGUGUAACCUGCGGGCAGGGCUGCGUGCCCUGUGCUUUUCUACUAAAGGCCUCACAAGAUGAGA